GGCCAGGCCAACCACCAGCUAAGGAGCAUCGACGUCACGGCGCGUCAUGCAUCGUUGAAAUAAAGUUCUCUACAUUCCCAUCGCUUGACAUAUCUAAUAUAUCCUCUGACAAUACUCUUUGUACUUUGCUUUUGCCCCCUUUUGUUUGUUUUCACGUCAGACCCUUGUCUCACUCAUCUCCGUAUUAUAUAAAAUACAUACAUUCUCAUUACACUUGGACCAAAGUCACAUCAUGCCUUUCAACCCCAUAGACGAUGCUCAAGACUUCACUAGAAUCAUAAACAGCGGUAAAACCGUACUGAUAGAUUUCCAUGCAGACUGGAGCGGAUUGUGCCGGUCCACCUCUCAGCAGUUUUCUGAGCUCUCCGACACAUUCGUUCGCAUCGGCGUGGAUUUCUAUCGCGUAAAUGUGGAUGAACUAGAAGAUGUGGUGAUGGAAGCCGAUGUACGCGUUGUCCCUACUUAUAUGGUCUUCAAGGACGGAAAGAAGCUUGGCCACGCCACGGGUGUGGAUGGUCUAAGUCUGCACAAAUUAAUGGGUUCAUACAUGACGAGAUGCGAAGUCGCUGCUUAAAGGCAACUUACUAGACAAGAGACAAUCAUUUGCGUUGUAAUUAUAUGGAAGGGAUCGUCUGGUUAUGAUAUGGGGAAAUCAAACGUAUAAGUUACAUCAUGUAUUAUUAUUACAACCAACUUUGACUUGGCUUACCAUACACUUUCAGCGAGGC
Messenger RNA from Suillus fuscotomentosus, 728 nucleotides. RefSeq names its product thioredoxin-like protein. The record is from RefSeq and is a predicted model, not a curated record. The transcript has 4 exons. Bases 233 to 574 code for a protein of 113 amino acids. NCBI's taxonomy places the organism in Eukaryota, Fungi, Basidiomycota, Agaricomycetes, Boletales, Suillaceae.